Messenger RNA from Lingula anatina, 450 nucleotides. RefSeq lists its product as uncharacterized. Gene Ontology annotation, molecular function: calcium ion binding. Lineage: Eukaryota; Metazoa; Brachiopoda; Lingulata; Lingulida; Lingulidae. The record is from RefSeq and is a predicted model, not a curated record.
ACCACCACCACUUCCUCAACAACCACCAGCACGACCACCACCUCGACGACCACCACCACCCCUACAACCACCACAGAGAAGACCACACCCCUUCCUACCAAACCAGCUUCAACCAGCACAACCACCUUGAUAGUACAGACUACAUCCUCCACGGGAAAAGCAAAGGCUGGUCCCCAAGGUCCCACUGGUGAACCAGGCCCACCUGGCUUAAAUGGAAUUGAUGGGAUGGACGGGCUACCAGGAAUGGCUGGAUCUAAGGGCGAGAAAGGGGAACAAGGUGAAACUGGGCCCAAGGGGGCUAGUGGACCAACAGGAGCUGCUGGGCCAUCUGGAUUAAACGGCACGACUGGCCCCUUAGGCCCGAAAGGAUUAAAAGGAGAUAAAGGAUUGAAAGGAGAUACUGGUGCCACUGGUCCUGCAGGGCCAACGGGUCCCCCAGGACCCAGAUAG